AUGGGGAGAAUGGGGGAGAAUGGGGACAGUUGGUCACACGAGUGGGUCCCGAGGCCCCGCCGGUCAGGGCGGUGCACCACGACCCAAGGGCUCGCCCGACGCUCCCCCUUGGGCCAAUCAAGCCGGGCAAACAGUCCACGGGUUGGCGGUAACCCGCAGGCUGCAGCCCAACCCAACCCCGAAGUGAGUCAAACCGCUCAGGCUACAGAUUUGCCCAAGGGCGGGGCGGUUAAACAAAUUUCGUGA
This is a messenger RNA of Paracoccidioides lutzii Pb01, 246 nucleotides long. RefSeq lists its product as hypothetical. The transcript has a single exon. The record is from RefSeq and is a predicted model, not a curated record. The coding region runs from base 1 to 246 and encodes 81 amino acids.